Planococcus citri (citrus mealybug) is the source of this 4017-nucleotide messenger RNA. RefSeq lists its product as uncharacterized. Gene Ontology annotation, molecular function: aspartic-type endopeptidase activity; nucleic acid binding. Lineage: Eukaryota; Metazoa; Arthropoda; Insecta; Hemiptera; Pseudococcidae. Gene Ontology annotation, biological process: DNA integration; proteolysis. The transcript has a single exon. The coding region runs from base 1 to 4017 and encodes 1338 amino acids. The record is from RefSeq and is a predicted model, not a curated record.
AUGGAUCAAUCCAACAUCAAAGCGUUUGAUGUUCACUCAACUUCAGCUUCCUCGGAAUGGAUUCGAUGGAAGCGAGCUGUCGACCUAUAUAUUCUUUCGAAAGGAUACACAGACGAUAAACAGAAGCAAGCUACCCUGUUAUCACUAGGUGGUAUGGAUUUGCAAGAUAUUUAUUAUGCAAUACCUGGUAACGAAACGAAAUCCGACGAGGAAACUUGGUAUCAACAGACCAUAAGGCUUUUAGACGCAUACUUCAUUCCUAAAAGCAACGUUACUUACGAAAGGUAUGUGUUCAGUAAAAUAAUCCAACGUCCGGAUGAACUGACCGAACAGUUUAUUAAUCGUUUACGACGACAAGUGACGAAAUGUGAGUACUCUGACGAAGAUGCUCAACUCUGUCAACAAAUCGUCGCCGGAUGUUGUAACGGAGAAAUACGCAAAGAAUGUCUUGAAAAGAGAGUACUGUCAGUAGGCGCUAUUCAAGAAAUUGCUCAGAAAAUCGAAACCGUGUCGUCACAGUUGUCAGCGUUUGAGCCGAAAUCUACACCAGCGUCCAUACCUGGAGUAAACUCGAUAAAUAGAAUUGCGUCGUCGAAUUCUACACGAUCGAAUGAUUCGAAAAUCAGUUGUUAUGGUUGCGGUUCGUCCAAACAUCGUACGAAAGAUGAUUCUUGUCCAGCAGUGGGAAAAGAAUGCCAUUUCUGCCAUAAAAUUGGUCAUUUCGAUAGCGUCUGUCACGCAAAGAAGAAUCAGAAGGAGGAUAAACCUCAGAAUAAAUCGCGCCGCCGUGAUAGAAAGAAACCGCCAAGGUCGUCUGAUGAAAAAAGCGAAAAUUCGUCCGCCUCGGGGAAGAAAUCGGUAAAUCAAGUUAGUACGGUUAACUACGUGUUCCACGUUUCGAGUAAAGCUCGUGCCAAAGAACUUCCUUGCGCCGUCGGAGGAGUUCAGUUUGCGUUCACCGUAGAUUCUGGUGCUGAUGAAAACAUCAUAUCGAAAAGUGAUUGGUGUUCGUUGAAAAGUCGCAACGUUAAAGUCGUGUCUCAAGUGCGUAACAAUGAAAAUAAAAAGCUAUUUGCAUUCGGUGCUUCGGAGCCUCUCGCAAUAGUUGGCAAAUUCUCCGCAGAAAUUUGUGUUGGUAAUCGUUCGCUAGUGGCCGAAAUCGUAGUCGUCGACCAGGACAAUGUACCAGCGUUAUUGUCUCGAGAAACAGCGACUGAUCUUGGAGUGUUGGAGAUUCGCAUACCACAGUCCAACGUUAACGCCGUAACUUCGACGAUUUCACCGAAUCGCAAAGUUUUCCAAGGGAUUGGUUUACUGAAGGAUGUUGAAAUAGACAUUCCCAUCGACGAGUCCGUACCGCCGCAUCGACAGAAACCUAGACCCAUACCGCUCAAUCUACGAGAUCAAAUCGACGAGGAACUCGACAGUAUGCUGGAAAACGACAUCAUCGAGCCGGUAGAUACUCCGUCACCGUGGGUAUCGAAUAUGGUAAUUUCACACCAUAACGACAAAAUUCGUAUUUGUGUCGAUAUGCGUGAUGCAAACAAAGCGAUCAUCACUGAAGAUUAUCCGUUCACAACGAUGGAGGAUAUUCGCGCCGCUGUUAAGAGCGCAAAGUGUUUCGCCCGUCUCGAUUUACGCCGUGCAUUUUACCAGAUCUUACUCAAGAUUAAGUCCAGGGUGAUUACAACGUUCAUAACGCAUCGAGGUUUAUUCCGUUCAAAACGUCUCAUGUUUGGAAUAAAAUGCGCACCUGGUAUUUUCCAAAGUAUCCUGCGCAAACUUCUGAAGCUUCUUGGUUUCGCAAUCAAUUCAGCCGACGAUAUCUUCAUAUUCGCUAACUCAGAAGAAGAACUGUUCCGUUAUGUAAAUCAAGUGAUCGACUUGCUCGAGCAAAAGGGUCUCACGCUGAACUACGAUAAAUGCAUCUUCUACGCGACGAAAAUCGAGUAUGUUGGUUUCACCAUCGUUCCAGGUGGAAUUCAAGUUUCAGACGAAAAACGAGCCAAAAUCUUGGAAUGGUCCGCACCAACGUCCAAGGCCGAAGUUGAAAGCUUCCUGGGCUUCGUUAAUUUUGUACGUCGUUUCAUUCCGAAUUACAGCGCUAUCGCAGCACCGUUGUACGAUAUCACGCGCAAAAACGUUCAUUUCAAAUGGGAACAAGAACACGAAAGUGCGUUUCAAGCACUGAAAGCUCAGUUGACCACGGACCGCAUCCUGAAGAAUUUCAAUCCGCGAUACACAACACAGCUGUAUUGCGAUGCGGGUCCAAACGCGCUCGGUGCAGUCCUAGUUCAAAUAGGCGCCGAAGGUCCUGAGUACGUCGAUUUCGCUAGCAAGACGUUAACCGACGUAGAACGAAGGUACUCUCAGCUGGAGAAGGAAGCCCUUGCCCUUGUCUGGGGAGUAGAGCGUUUCCAUUAUUACUUAUACGGGCGCCACUUCCAGCUUAUCACAGACAACAAACCGAUCCAGCUGAUCUUAACGUCAAGCGAUCUAAACCAGAGCUUGAGAGUACAGCGAUGGCACCUUCGUUUGCAGGGAUAUGACUUCGAGUUGGUCCACAAAGCGGGGAAAAACAAUAUCGCCGACCCCCUUAGUCGACUAGUAUCCAGUACUGACCGUUCGCACGAUCACGUCGAGUCAUAUAUUCAUCUUGUCAUCAAUGCCAGCAUUCCGAAGCUGAUGACGCUGAAAGAAAUCGAACAAGCUUCCCUGAAUGAUCCCGAAUUCGUCGAACUACGUAACGCUAUCGAGUCUAACAAUUGGUCCAAAAUGCCAGCUGCCUAUACCGCUAUCAGCAGUGAACUCAGCGUAUACAACGACAUCAUUCUACGUGGAGACCGAAUCGUCGUACCUUCUCAGUUACACCAACGUGUUUUAGACCUUGCCCACGAAGGUCAUCCUGGUAUUGUCAGCCUGAAAGCGCGUCUUCGAACGAAGGUUUGGUGGCCAAACAUUUACGCUGAAGCCGAACACAAAGUAAAAACGUGUCCAGCCUGCCAAGCAGUUGCGAAAUUCGAGCCGCCCGAACCGAUACGUCGUCGUCUAUUGCCGGAACGUCCUUGGGAUCAAGUCGCUUUCGACUUCAUGGGACCAUUACCCUCAGGCGAUUACCUUUUCGUAGUAGUCGAUUUAUACAGCCGGUUCUACGAAAUCAAAAUCACGAAGACAUCUACGGCAAAAUUCAUCGUUGAAACCUUGCAUGAAAUUUUCGCUAGAUACGGUUACCCGUCCAUCAUCACGUGCGAUAAUGCUCCGCAACAUCACGCAAGCGAAGUUGAAAGUUUCUGCAACGAGUAUGGCAUUCGUAUGUUUUACUCAACACCGUUUUGGCCGCAGUCCAACGGAGCCGUAGAAAGACAAAACCGAAACAUCCUCAAGACCCUGAAAAUUGCUCAAAUCGAGGGGAAGGAUUGGAGAAACGAAAUCCAGAAAUUUCUACUCAUGAUGCGAAAUACUCCUAAUCACGCAACUGGAGUAGCUCCUGCCGAGUUGGUGUUUCGUUUCCGCCCACGUGACCAAAUUCCAUCGAUUCAAAACUAUCAAGCCGAUCCCGAGAUGGAAGAUAGAGAAAAUCUACGGAAAUACAAGGGUCAAAUAUACGCCAACGAUAGUCGUCACGCCACCCGGUUCGUACCAGGUCAACAGGUCUUAGUCCGAAACGAGCAGAAAACGAACAAGCUCACGCCAAGUUUCGACCCAGAGCCAGCGACAGUCGUAGCAACUCGAGGUACCGAGGUCGACAUCAGUAAAGGAGGUCGUACCUAUACUCGAAAUAGUUCUCAUCUCAAAGAAUUUCAGUCGAGCGUGACUCCUCAACCUGCCGCCGUUGAGAUCCCUGAAAUACGAAGUAACGAUCCGCCGCCGGAACCGUCGGGAUAUGUGAGCAGUCCAGCUGCACCAUCGAGCUCAACUGAACAUUCGAGUCCAAGAGUCCAGGACACUACAAUUGGUUGCCCGAAGCGCGAAAUUCGAAUCCCUUCGAAGUUCAACGAUUACGUCUUAAAUAAAUGA